Messenger RNA from Mollisia scopiformis, 840 nucleotides. RefSeq lists its product as uncharacterized. The coding region runs from base 183 to 605 and encodes 140 amino acids. Lineage: Eukaryota; Fungi; Ascomycota; Leotiomycetes; Helotiales; Mollisiaceae. The record is from RefSeq and is a predicted model, not a curated record. The transcript is spliced from 2 exons.
UUUUCAAGUUCACAGAUGCACUGGGACGAAAGUUUGCUUUCCCACUCGAUAUGGUACAAAGCCACGAGCAAAGAGCUUUUAGGUUCCCGCGUUCCCCAAGGGUGCUAUGACCUCCUGGUUGGAAAAGAAAACUCAAUCCUUCGACAUCGAAAGAACUUGUAGCACCUGGUUGCCAUAUUGAGAUGAAACUCUGGCCUCUCGAUGGUGCAGCAUCAAAAUGGAGAAACUGGUUCCUAAACAAAUCGACGCGUCUUCCCAUCCCCCCUGAAGAUGCAAACCAACCCAAGAAGGAAGGUGAAUUCCACGUGUUUCUCAAAUGGUACGGCUACAGAAGCCCUUAUCUGGUGAAUCCUAAAACAACCUGUCGGGAGCUCAAGAUUAUUGCUAACAAGAGGUCAUGGGUCAAUUUUCCUGACUUCAUGUACAUAUUCAACCACGAAGACCGAAAGCCUGUACCUGAUGAAGCAGUUUUGUUUGAGCGAGGUGUGAGAGAAGGGAGUGUGCUCGAGGUGUUGUAUCCAAUCUGGAGGGACAAGCCCAAAAUUGAUGAAAAUUUAAUCAUGGCUACUAUCAAGAGCCAGAUUUCACCAUGGAGGCUUGGAUAAAAUUGAUAUUCCUAAGCAUACGUACGGCAAAACAAACUAAGGACGAAAAACGGGGUUAUGUUGUAAAUUUCACCUAUAUCAACUAAAGUAUGAUUGUAACACGUGUGCUAAAGGCUGAAUGUAUCUAAUCAUGUUGAUGAGUUAAUAAAAUGGAGCCGAGUAUGGAGAACGAAUUGGUGGUUUGGGUGAUGGACUAUGGCGAUUCCCAUCUUUUUGCUUCUCAUGUCUUGUAAGU